Molecule: messenger RNA, 2410 nt
Organism: Stylophora pistillata
Lineage: Eukaryota; Metazoa; Cnidaria; Anthozoa; Scleractinia; Pocilloporidae
Product: E3 ubiquitin-protein ligase TRIM45
Molecular function (GO): protein binding; ubiquitin protein ligase activity; zinc ion binding
Source: RefSeq, a predicted model, not a curated record
ACUUCAUUGUUUCAAAUUGAUUUCUGAGAAAUAGUUCAGCUUUGCUCGCUCGCUUUUCACCGAAACAUGGACAUCAAAGCUUUGCUUUAUAAUCUUAGGGAAGAAGUGUGUUGUUCAGUUUGUACUUAUAUAUACACGGAUCCAAAACAGCUCCCGUGUCUUCACAGUUUCUGUCUGCAAUGCUUGAAACAGUGGCACAGAAAAGGCCAUGGCCGAGACACUAUCCGAUGCCCGAAAUGGCAAGCUCUUGUCAGAGUGCCUGAAAGUGGCGAUCUCAACGAUCUUCCCACCAGUUUUUAUCUGAACGGCUUGAUUGAUGUGCUGGCCAUUAGAGAAUGUAAAACCAGCCAAGUGAAAUGUGGAAAUUGCGACAAGACAAGCUCGGAAAGUUCGUAUUGUUUCCAGUGCUGUGCGUUUUAUUGCCAAGAGUGCGUAAUCGGACACAACAUGUGGAAGAGCUACAGAGAUCACCGUAUUCUGGCGCUCAAAGCCUUUCAACACAAGGACUAUGAGGAUGUGAUGAAACGACCUGCCUUUUGUCCUAAAAAAGAUCAUAACAAAGAAGAGCUGAAGUACUUUUGUAAGAGUUGUGAAAUGCCAGCUUGCCAGGUUUGUUCCACAUUGGACCACGGAGGUCAUAACAUGAAAUUAAUCAAAGAAGAAGCAGAAAUACAGAGGACUGAGAUGAUGGCGUUGGUUGAAAAACAGAGACGCAAUUUACAAGCAAAGAUGGAAGCCGUUAAUCGACUUGAUGAAGAAUUCGCCAAACUGAUGCAACAAGGCGAAGACAUUAUAAGAAACGUUGAGACAUUUGUUGACAGUCUUAUGGCCGUUAUUGAGGCCAAAAAGCAGAAUAUACUAUCAUCGGUAGAGAAAGAAACGAGCACGUCGCUUGAACUUAUAACGGAGCGAAAAACCGAAGUUCAGACUCAAAUAAAGGCGAUAGAAUCAUCCCUAAAAAACGCUGAUAAGCUUUUAAGUCGUAGCACAAACGCUGAAAUCGUUCAACUAAAGAAAUCGUUAGACGCCAUAUUUGAACGAGUUGAUCAAACCGAGCCAGUUGACUGUGACACCAGAAGCCUUUCGGCUGGUUUCGUUUUCGAGAAAAAUCAAAAGGUGUUGGACACCGUCAAAGUUGAACAAAUGGGAACUUUGCAAUGUUUGCAACGCACAAAAGCAAGUCAGUCUAUUGCCGAAGGCAGAGGACUUGAGGAAGGGUUUAUGAAUCGUCAAGCAAAAUUUACAUUGACUUCAAGGAACGCUUGUGGAAAACAGUUUUACAACGAGCGUGACCACGUUACGGUGGAGAUCAGAGAUGAACAAGGACGAGAAUGUGCGGCGGGAUUACGAAUAAAUGACUUUAGAGAUGGACUCUAUCAGAUCAGCUUUACUCCAAAGGAACAGGGAAGAUGUAAAGUGAAGGUAAAGGUAAACGGGGAACAUGUUUGCAGCAGUCCUUUUACCGUACAAGUAAAACCAUUUCAGUUUACACCUGUUUUAUCUUUCGGUGUAGGAGGUUCGUCUAUAGGAAUGUUUAGACAUCCUUGGGCGGUAGCAGUGAAUGCUAAGGACGAGAUAGCUGUAACUGAUUAUGGCAACAACAGAAUUCAAAUCUUUAACAGUGACGGAAAUUACAUAAGAUCUUUUGGGUGCCAGGGUAGCAACCAGGAAGAAUUUAUACAACUUAUGGGAAUAGCCUUUCAUAAUAAUGGGAAUAUUUUCGUCGCAAACAGUUUGAAUCAUAGAAUUGAGAUCGUCACUGUGGAGGGUAAGUACGUUGGAAGCUUUGGUGAGUGUGGUAACCUUGAUCAUCAACUUAAUAGUCCUUGGGGUUUAUCUGUAGACAGUGACGGAAAUAUCAUCGUUACUGACAGAGGAAACAGUUUAAUUAAAAUCUUUUCUCACGAUGGAAAGUUCCUUAUGAAGACAGGUGGUCAGGGUUUUUCUAAAUUUCUUAGGCACUGUAUUCAGUAUGAUAGAUAUCUCAUAGUGUCCGACAGUGGUGAACAUUGUAUCAAAGUAUUUGACAGAAAUGGAAACUUUCAGUAUAAGUUUGGAAAGAAUGGUAUCGGUGACGGGGAGUUUUACAAUCCUGGUUUUAUGUCAGUGAACAAAUCAGGACACCUGAUGGUUUGUGAUGAAUGUAAUCAUAGAGUACAAGUAUUUGAAACAAAUGGUAAGUUUAUUGGCAAGUUUGGUACAAAGGGCAGCAAUUUGGGAGAGUUUCAAAGUCCUCUGUCACUUGCAAUUUUAAGCAACGACCGAAUUGCUGUUUGUGACACAAAUAACCAUCGUGUUCAAAUGUUUGAGUGAAAGAAAAAUCAAAAUCAGGUCAAGUCAAAUAAGCCGUCAGUGCGCUGGACUCUGGGUCAAACGGCCCGGGUUCAAGUCCUGGCUGGGGCUUAACGUU